GUGUUGGUGUCGUCGUCCGUGUAAAAGAGCUUACACAGUCGCGCUGACUGAAGGCGAGAAGAAAGAUGGCCGAAAGCGUAGAGAUAGAUCUGUACGCCGACGAUUUAGAUCAGGAUUAUGGGCAAAAUAACGAUGAUUUUGGAGCAGAUAGUGGCGACCUGUACGACGAUGUAAUCGUACCUUCCGGUGACCGCAACAAUGCGGGCAGAGGGCCGUCUAUCGAUCGCGGGGAAGGAGUCGAUACGAAUGGGUCGUAUCACCAUCAUCCUGGCGCUUGGUCAAUCAGCCACAUUCCACGCCGUCAUCAGCUGUACGUGGGCAAUCUACCCUGGUGGACAACGGACCAGGACAUAACAGAUUCGCUGGCGGACUUGGGGGUCAAUGACUUUCAGGAGGUGAAAUUUUUCGAGAACCGGGCCAAUGGGCAAUCGAAGGGUUUCUGUGUGAUUUCGCUCGGUUCGGAGAAUAGUUUGCGUUUGGUGAUGGAUCGGCUGCCGAAGAAGGAACUGCACGGCCAGAAUCCGGUCGUGACAAUGCCCACGAAGCAAGCGCUCAAUCAGUUUGAGAGCCAACAAAAGACGAGACCGACGCCUCCGGCACCGGGACAAACAAAUGGGCCACGACCACCCGUACCGGGCAUGCCGAUGGGUGGUCCAGGCGGUCCUGGGGGUCCUGGCGGCGGUCACGGUGGGCCAGGUAUGGGUGGUCCAGGAGGACCGGGACCAGGUGGACCGGGAGGUCCGGGAGGUAUGGGAGGUGGUCCCGGUGGUCCACAACCGCGCAUGAUGAAUCCGAACAUGCCUCCAGGAAUGCGUCCACCACAUCCACACAUGUCAGGGCCGAUGCAUAUGCAAGGGCCGCACGGCGGUCCGGGCGGUCCACCAAGACCACAGGGACCACCAAUGCAUCAAGGGAAUGGACCACCGCAGCAACCGCCUCGAUUCCAGAAUCAAAACCAAUGGAAUGGUCCACCACGUAUGAACGGUCCACGACCAGGCGGCCCGGGGGGUCCAGGCCCAAUGCAGCACAGGCCGCAAAUGUUCCAAGGACCUCCGAAUGGUAUGCCACGCGGACCUCGUCCCGAAUGGAACAGACCCCCGAUGCACGGUGGUUAUCCGCCCGGGCAUCCGGGCGGCCCUGGUCAGGGUCCGCCGCAUAUGCAGGGAGGUCCACAUGGGCCCCGUGCUCCACACCAUGGCUCGAUGGGAGGUCCACCGGGACCGCAAGGUCCGGCACCGCACGUAAACCCCGCGUUCUUUAAUCAAGGUGGUGGGCCACCGAAUCAUCCGAAUGGUGGUGGCCCAGUUGGACCACCGCAUGGACCCCAAGGACAGGGCGGAGGACCACCACAACAUUUUAACCCACAGGGUGGUGGUGCUCCACGCGGUGGUCCGUGGCCGGUACAGGGCGGUAAGCCUCCGGGUGCGCCGGGCGGUUUUCCGGAGCAUCCCAUCACACCGCAGCUGAGCGAAGCAGAGUUUGAAGAGAUUAUGACCAGAAAUCGUACAGUGAGCAGUUCUGCCAUCGCCAGAGCCGUAUCGGAUGCCGCCGCUGGGGAAUAUUCCAGCGCAACGGAAACGCUCGAGACUGCGAUCUCGCUUAUCAAACAGUCUAAGGUUGCACAAGAUGAACGGUGCAAAAUAUUGAUCGUUUCACUGCAGGACACGCUGCAUGGCAUCGAGACAAAAAGCUACACUCGGCGGGAGCGAUCCCGUUCGCGUGAACGCUCGCACAGACGCCAGCGCCGAGAGCGUUCCACCUCACGCUACCGGGAAAGAUCGCGCGAUCGCGAACGGGACCGUGAGCGUGAUCGGGAUCGUGAUCGCGAGCGUGACGGCUCUCGCCGUUCCCGCCCUAGAAAAUCUCCCGAACCGGCCACCGAUAAUGCGACGGAGAGUUCCUCCAAACGCUAUUACAACGACGACCGUUAUCGUUCGUCGGACCGCGAGCGGGAACGCGAUCGUGAUCGUGAGCGCCGCGAAGAUCACCGGUCCAGGCAUUAA
Molecule: messenger RNA, 2003 nt
Organism: Anopheles maculipalpis
Lineage: Eukaryota; Metazoa; Arthropoda; Insecta; Diptera; Culicidae
Gene: Cpsf6
Product: cleavage and polyadenylation specificity factor subunit 6
Exons: 6
Coding region: 66-2003 (645 amino acids)
Biological process (GO): mRNA alternative polyadenylation
Cellular component (GO): mRNA cleavage and polyadenylation specificity factor complex
Molecular function (GO): mRNA binding
Source: RefSeq, a predicted model, not a curated record